AAUCAUUUUUGCAGCCCAGAAACGAAAGUGGCACAUCAUGUAAUUUUCCUCGAGAUCCUUACCUCAUUUGGUGAAAUCACGUUCACAUUGUUAAUGUUCCCCAAACAAACAACCCCUAUAAAAGCGUUCCCUAACUCACCCAAUUUGGUACCCAUUUUUAAAUCACAAUCUCGCCGAUUUCGCUCCAAAACUAUUCAGAAUUAAUCUUUUGUUCUUCGAUUCGUUUUCUUUUUGGUUUGGUUCGAUUUACCGUCUAUCGAUUGAUCCCGAUUUCGUUGCUUGUUGUUCUGGCAUUGCUAUUCUAGGGUUAGGGUUUCGAAAUUCUCUUAAAAGACUUUCGAUUUUGUCUGAUCCGUGAAUCUUAGGGCAUAUAAUAGCUUUUAUCUGUUCAUAUUUAUCUGGGUCAGUCUUAAUUUCGUGGAUUCUUUGAAAAGUUUGAAAAUUUGUCGGGGCCUUCGAAUUUCCUAUUGAUUUAUAUUAUGACUAUUUGGGGCAAAUAUUCAAUAUUUUAUCUUCUUCAAACUUUUAUAUAAUUUAUUAAUAAUAAGGGAGCUAGAUUUUCUGGGUUUGUAAAUUGGGUUUUUUAUUUGGCUUACUUGAAUUUUUAUUCGUCCGCUGGUGUUAUAACGUGAGUACUUCAGAGGAAGAUUUAGGUGAAAAUGAUUCACAAAAGACACUUUGCUGAUGAGGAGUCUUUUGAAUUUCCUUGUAAGAACCCUAAACUAUGUGACUACGCCAAUAACCUUGCUCCUAUCAUUGAUUUCAGUCCUUCCAACAAUGCGGCUGUGGAACCUCAAACUUCAGAAGAUAGAGCUAGCCACAACUUCAGUGAAUGUCAAGAUCAAAUGGCAUUUUUAUUUGACUCUGUUACAGAAGAUUCAAAUGGGAUUGAUGAGGAAUGUGAAAUAGGUACUUCGGCCUGCAUUUCUCAAUUUCUGUGGGAAAACAGUAGCAUUGCUGAAUCAGAUGCUAAGUUUGGGGCAGCAUUUCAUCUGUCAUUUUUUCCAGAAUAUUUUGCACCUCAACACCAUCUAAGGGCUUUGCUUCAACCUGAGGAGACUUAUUCAUCUCUUCUUGAAGCUACUCCUCUGAUUCCAGUUUCUAUUGGAACUGAGCAUCAAGCUGAUGUACCUGAAUGGAAGCCAAGGGGUUCAAAGAGCUUUAUGGAUAAUCUGGAUGUGUCAGGCCAUCAAGUUGAACUUGCACCUUUGUCCGAUUUUAGCCUUGAUGAUGUUGGUGAUGAGGAGAAGUUGAUGGGUACUUGUGUCAUAUCAAUGCCUGAUUAUGAAACAUCUGCCAAUUAUUGUUCUGAAAGAUGUGGAACCAGAAAUGACUGUAAAUGCAUUGAUAGAGGUUCAAUUGAUUGUGUCAGACAACAUGUCAUGGAAGCUAGAGAAAAACUUAGGCAAAACCUUGGGGAAAAGAUAUUUGAGGAAUUAGGUUUCUGUGAAAUGGGAGAGGAGUUAUCAAAGAGAUGGACUGAAGAGGAAGAGCAAUCAUUCCAUGAGGCUGUAUUUUCUAACCCUGCAUCGCUGGGGAAGAAUUUCUGGGACUGUCUCUCAUUGGUUUUUCCCUCCCAAACAAAGAAGGACCUUGUCAGCUAUUAUUUCAAUGUCUUUAUGCUACAGAAAUGUGCCGAGCAGAAUAGGUUUGACCCGCAAAAUGUUGACAGCGAUAAUGAUGAGUGGCAAAUAAAUGAACAUGAAGCUGGAGCGGCAGAGGAAGAUGAGUACUCUGGUGUUGAAUCUCCGACUAAUCAAGAUGCUCCCCCUUCUCAGGAGGAUCAUGCAGAUGAUGGCCAUGAUGACAUUGAAGGUGACAAUAAACUGGAUGAUUUUAAGGAUGGUGCUCAGGUUGUCUCUAUAGUUGCAACUGAUGAAGAUGAGGGAGAUGUGGAUGAUAUUUCCAUACAAGUUAAGAACUCCUUUGGUGACUCUGGUGGCAACACUGAGUUACAUCAUUCGAGUAAAAUUCAAAGAAGUUAUAGGUAGGAUGAUGAUAUACAAGAUGAUUCAUGUACGUCAUAUUAAUUUGAGCAAAUUAAGUGCUGUGAUCCACUUUAUACAGGGACUGAUAAGAAGAAGUCUAAAAAUGAUUGAUGUGCAUGCUGUGUAUAUUUAAAUGUUGGGUUCAUUGAUCAAGAGUAGGUUAUGUUUUGAAUCCUUGCAAUGGUAAAGCUUGGAUAUUGAUACAAGAGGGAAAGAGUUGAUUUUGUUAAUGAGUGUACAAUGUCUGCUCUCCAAAAUUAUAUUUGGCCAUGGUUUGCAUAAAAUAUUGGUGUUGGAAGCCUUUGAGGGAUGGUUGGGAAGGGACUCCCAGAAGAUUCAUAAUUCUGUAACCAGACUGGAGAGAAUCAACCUUGUUGUGUUUGUAAAUUUUCAUAUUUGUUGAGGAGGUUUGCAUUGGUGGGAAGGUGUUUUUCAUAAAGUUGGUUGAAAUCCUGGGGUGUCUGAAUAAGGGAUGUCCCUGGAAUCUUGCUUUCAAUCUACUGGUUGCCACUUUUAUCAGCAAGACAGAAUCCUGAUCUUUUAGUUAUUGGGAUCAGUCUCUUAAGAAAUAGUAUAUUUAUAUUGAGGACUCCACAAUCAGUGUUGUGAGUGAUAAGUGGAAAGUUUUACAUUUUUUAGUGUUAGCUUUAUUCUUUGCCUUGAUUUGUUAUUUUUUCUGUAUCAGUUUCAUCAAGAAUGGCCUCGCCAUUCAUUAUGCAAUAAAAUUAAUUGCUCCAUCUUGUGCCCUA
Mangifera indica (mango) is the source of this 2737-nucleotide messenger RNA. RefSeq lists its product as uncharacterized. The transcript has 3 exons. The coding region runs from base 660 to 1991 and encodes 443 amino acids. NCBI's taxonomy places the organism in Eukaryota, Viridiplantae, Streptophyta, Magnoliopsida, Sapindales, Anacardiaceae. The record is from RefSeq and is a predicted model, not a curated record.